Messenger RNA from Didymodactylos carnosus, 2541 nucleotides. NCBI's taxonomy places the organism in Eukaryota, Metazoa, Rotifera, Eurotatoria, Philodinida, Philodinidae. The record is from the annotation of a GenBank genome assembly.
AUGGGAAUAUUGGGUUUUGGCCAUCUAGGACAAUUUCUAUACAAUCUUUUAGAACGGGAACAAUCGAAAUCAGAACAAAAAUUUGAAUUAGUAUUUAUUUGGAAUCGCUCAGUGAAUGUAUUUAAAAAAUAUCCAGAAAUUAAUAAACAAUUAAUCGUUGAAACAGUACAAGAAGGUUUACAACGUUUACCCGAUUUAGUUAUUGAAGUUGCUCAUCCAGAUGUCAUCGAAAAGUAUGGAAUUCAAAUUCUUGACGUAUGUGACUUAUUUAUCGGCUCUCCAACUGCUUUUGCGGACGAUCAUUUGGAAAAGUUAUUACGUAAAAAGACGAUGGAUUCAUCACAUUCAAUUUAUGUUGGUGCUGGUGCAUGUUGGGGCGCUGAGGAUAUUUCGAAAAUGUGUGAAAGAAAUAUUUUGAAAACCUUAUGUAUAACAAUGAAAAAGCAUCCAGAUUCACUUAAACUUAAUGAACCGUUGCGAACAAAAUUAACGGAAAAUUUAGAGAUCGAAGGUGAAGUGAUAUUGUACGAUGGUCCUAUACGUGAAGUAUGCCACUUAGCUCCGAAUAAUGUUAAUACAAUGGCUAUUUGUGCUAUAUUGGCGCCAAAUUUGGGUUUCGAUGGCGUUCAGGGAAAACUGGUUGCUGAUAAAAAAUUAUUUGAUCGACAUAUUAUAGAAAUUGAGUUGUGGGGUCCAGACUCUAUCGAUAAAAAUAAACCAUCGUUUCAUUGUAAGACAAUUCGGACAAAUCCCGCUGAUAUUGGACAUCGAAAAGUUCAAGUUCAACAGACACCAUCAUUAUCACCGACACCAGCCAAAAUACCAAAACAAGAACAACUAAAAUCACAACGUACUCUCGGCGUUCCAGAAGAUGACAUUAUUCGUUCUCGCCUAUUAUAUGAGGGUGACAUGGGUAUUGAUGAUCGGCGUAUUUUAACACUAAUGAAAACGUAUCAUCGUUGGUUUCAUGACUCAUCGACCACAUCUGAUGAUUCAAUUGAAAAACUUCUCUCAUCACUGUACGCUAUUGAACACUCCUAUACUUUAUCACAGACAACGUUAAAAAUGGACAAAUAUGAACAAUUAUGUUAUGAGCAAAAAAAUUCAUCUAUUUUAAAACAUUUAGAAAAAUUACGUAUAGAAUUAGAUUUGAAUGAGAAGCAUUUGAUUAAAGCAAAAGAUAAACGUUUACAUCUUUUAGAAUAUGAUCGAAAAUGUAUAGAUAUUGACAAAUAUCCAACAAGAAAAGAAUUAAAAACACAGAUACAAUCUGUUCUAGAACGUAAACAAUAUUUUGAACGUUUAUUGACAACAUUCGACUCCACUUAUCAUUUACGAUUGAAACAAAUUGCCAUUUAUAUGAAACCUAUAUUUGAGUUAGAUUUGAUAUUGAGAGAAGAUACAAUAUCUGUCGAUUCAGAUACUGAAGAAGAACAAUCAACUAUCAUAAAAUUAUCUGUGCCUAUAACAACUGCAGAAAAAUCGAGUAAACAAUCAAGUAAACAAUCAAAAACAUCGAGCACAACCACACCGAAAGCUUCGUCACACAAGCGAACAAAUUCAGAUUCAUCAGCAGCUAGUAUGGAAGAUGAUGUGCCACCAUCUAGUAAAAAUUUUAUAUUUAUUGUUAAACAAAUGUAUGUAAUUUAUCGCACAAUAUGUACAUCUUCCACUCUACCUGUUAUUCGUUCUCUACUGUUCUCUACUAUUCGUUCAACACCAUCGACUAUUUUUAAAUGUUCACCUUUACCCAUCGGUUCUCCUACAAAAUGUUACUCCACUCUGUUAUUCUUGAACAAAAGCUUUUUAUUCAAACAGCAUACAUUACGUUAUUCUCCAAAUCAAUUAUUUGUAAAUACUCUAAAAACACUCAGAAAUCGACCAGUAAUUAUUAAAUCACAACAGCGACAGUCACAUCCGAAUAAUCCAGUUCAUCCUCCAGAUUAUGUACCACCAUCAACCACAUCUGCCGUAAAAUCGCAGUCAAGUAUACUUCAACGAUUUCGUCAAGCCUAUGCUAAAUAUGGAAAAAUUUUGAUUGCAGUUCAUUUUGUUACAUCGUGGAUGUGGAUUUCAGGACUUAUUUUUAUUCAUGUUAAAGGCCUUGAUUUAGGAAUGUAUAUAAUGAAUGGUCUGGUGUAUUUGAAUGUAAUUACUGAUGAGCGUCGUACAAAAUUUGUUCAAAAAUUGAAUGAUUUUCAAAUUAUAUCUGUUAUCAAAAAAUUACCACUACUUACUGAGGAUCAAGUGACACGUCUUAAUGACUAUUUCACUGGCGAACGUUUGCGACUAUUAGCUACUGCUGUUUUACUUUAUAAAUUUCUUACACCUAUUCGUUAUGCAACUUCAUUAGGUGUGACAGCAUUCUUAUCGAAAAAUUUGUUGAAACGUGGUGUUUUGAAGAGAGCACCACAAGGUGAUACACUCAAAGAAUUGUAUCAUGAUCAAAAACAACUCAUUGGACACAAUGUUAGACGAGCAAAAGAUCACAUUAGAAAUAGAAUUAAGAGAAGAACGAGAAGAGGAAAAAUAGCACAGUAG